Molecule: messenger RNA, 3288 nt
Organism: Polistes dominula (European paper wasp)
Lineage: Eukaryota; Metazoa; Arthropoda; Insecta; Hymenoptera; Vespidae
Gene: BicD
Product: Microtubule-associated protein Bicaudal D
Biological process (GO): protein localization to organelle; regulation of microtubule cytoskeleton organization; microtubule anchoring at microtubule organizing center
Cellular component (GO): Golgi apparatus; cytosol
Molecular function (GO): dynein complex binding; dynactin binding; cytoskeletal adaptor activity
Source: RefSeq, a predicted model, not a curated record
AUAGAUCCUCUUUGAAGUAUAAAGCGCAAUGGCUACAGUUGAAGGGAUUACAGUAGAGGAUCUCAAAACGGAGAUUGAAAGACUCUCAAGAGAAUUAGAUUUAGCAUCAACUGAAAAGAUACAAUCUGCCCAAUAUGGUCUUGCAUUACUUGAAGAAAAAUCGGCUCUACAACAAAAGUGCAAUGAUCUCGAGGCCCUCUAUGAAAACACGAAACAUGAGUUAGAAAUCGCACAAGAGGCCUUAACAAAAGUUCAAACAACUACUAUAUUGACUACAAAAAGUGGUAUUGAACAAGAGGAGAGUCUUUUAAGUGAAAGUGCAGCUAGAGAAACAUCUUUACAAUUACAAAUAUUAGAACUUGAAAAUGAAACUAAGCAGUUACGUCAUGAAUUAGAACGAGUACAAGCUGAGCGCGAUCACGCGCUUCAAGAAAGGGAAGAAAUAGGUAAAGAUCAUUUACAAGCGGAAACGGAAAGAAAAACAUUAAGAACGGAAUUGCGCGAAUGCAGAUUUCGUGAAGCUAGAUUACUUCAAGAUUGUACAGAAUUAGAAGAUGAAAAUAUCUCGUUACAAAAACAAGUGUCUGGCCUGCGUUCCAGUCAAGUUGAAUUUGAAGGUGCCAAACAUGAGAUUAGAAGAUUAACCGAGGAAGUCGAAGUUUUUCAUAGUCAAGUAGAAGAAUUAAUUACUUUAAGAAAGAUUGCGGAGAAACAAAUGGAAGAGGCAUUAGAAUCCUUACAAGCCGAACGUGAAGCUAAAUAUAUGCUUAAAAAAGAAUUAGAUCAACGAAUCAAUAGCGAAUCCAUUUAUAAUCUCAGUAAUCUUGCUCUUUCUAUUAGAGGAAUUACCGAAGAUCAAACUAUAUGUAGUGAUGGCGAAGAUGAUCCUCCCGCGUUACGCAGAAUCGAAGCAGAUUUGAAAACUCAAGAACCGGGAACUUCGGCAACCGAUAAACAAGUCGAUUUGUUCUCUGAAAUUCAUUUGAAUGAAUUAAAAAAAUUAGAAAAACAAUUGGAGCUUGCAGAAUCUGAAAAAGUUCAUCUAACCCAGAAUUUACGGGAAUCUCAAUAUGCCGUUGAAAAGAGCCAAGCAGAGUUAAUGACGUUUAUUGCACGUAUUAUGCAAUUGACGGCACAUGUGCAAUCAUUGCAACAUCUUCAUUCCAAAUUACCUAGCAAAGAAAAUGAAGAAGUUACAAUGGAAAAAUUAAAUCAGGCUAUUAUGCAAUAUCAUCAAUGGAGUACGAUGUCUGCCCGCGAAGUAGAUCAACUGCAAAAAGAUUUAAGCGAACUAGAGAAUGGUUUGACGGUAUCCGAUGCGACGCAACAAUUAAGAACAGAGUUAACAAAUCUGAGAAAUAAGAUCCCAGAAUCAGAGAAGAUGCUUCGAGAAAAGCUUUUAGAUACUGAACAAAGAAGCAUGCAGCUCGAAUCCGAUGUUGGUAUUCUCUCUAAACUUGCUAUAGAAGCUGGUGGUUUUCUUGAUUCGGCGCAAAAUGAUUUGCAAAAUAUUUCGGAUGAAUUGGUGCAGCUUUAUCAUCACGUUUGCGCCGUUAAUGGUGAAAUGCCUUCACGCGUUGUCCUCGAUCAUGAAAAAAUUGUUCCUGAAAAAGAAGAGGAAGAAGGAAAUGGUAAAAUUGAAUGGUGUAGAACUUUGUUCAAAACGGAUAUUAAAAUUAAGGAUCUAGAGAGUCUUAGCAAAGCGAAAGAAAUCGCCAAACAUAUAGAAACUGCUAUGGAUCAAAUAAAACAUUUGAGAAGCGCGGUAGAACAUACAAUAGAAUUAUCUAAGAUAAAGGGAGUCCAAUCGAACAUUUGUAAUGUUUGUGAAGCAUCUGUAAAUGAAAAUAAGGCUGAAGUGGCAGAUUUGCAAGAACAAGUUAUCAAAUUAAAGGCGAUGUUAUCUGCCAAACGUGAACAAAUAGCAACACUAAGAACAGUACUGAAGUCGAAUAAAAAUACGGCAGAAGUGGCAUUAACUAAUUUAAAGAGUAAAUAUGAAAAUGAGAAAAGUAUCGUUAACGAAACUAUGCUGAAACUACGAAACGAACUUAGAAUGUUAAAAGAAAAUGCGGCUACAUUUUCAAGUUUACGUGCAAUGUUUGCUGCACGUUGCGAAGAAUAUGUCACUCAAGUGGACGAAUUGCAACGUCAGCUGACCAUAGCAGAAGACGAUAGGAAGACCUUGAAUCAGCUUUUACGUUUGGCGGUGCAACAAAAGCUUGGUCUUACCAUGAAGCUGGAGGAAUUAGAAGUGGAUAGAGAACUACGAAAUACCAGAAGACAUGCUACUGGUGCUAAUGGACGAGGUAGAGCGCGAUUAUUGCAACAGACAAACCGUCCGCAUUUAAGCAGAGAUUUCUUUUAGAAAAUGAUGAAGAUGUGGAGCAAGAUAUUUUGAGAAAAUUACGAACAUUCUGAACAACUUUGAAAAUUUUGACUAGUUUUAUUUACAAGUUUUUCUUAAAAUAGUAAAAAAACAAAGCGAAUUAAAACUUUUUGCAGUAAAGUUUUUAGUGAGUAAAUAAUUUACAUCAAAUUAUAACUCAUUAAUAUCUCUACUUAUCAAAGAUAUAUUCGUAUAGUACGUAUUAAUUAUAUCAUAUUAUUUCUUAUUACUUUCUUAAAAACAUUCUUGUUCCAUGUCACGCGUAAGUAUUUUUACAUAGACGACCGUGGGCAGGAAUUAAUUAUUAAUGAAACUGGUGACGCCGUCCUCAUUAUGAGAAUGAGUUUUAAAUGCAUUCAGACAUGGAAUGAUAGAGACUUAUUAAACAUUUUUAUGAUGCUCUUUUCGUCUAUCAAUUUAUCAGACUUUUGCCGUACAUUAUCUAUAUUUUUAUUAAUGAAAUCUAUACGAGGAACAGAUGAAACAUUCAAUCAUAAUAAGGUGAGAAUUUUAAAUGACUAGUCCACAAGAUGCGUGGAGGCUUAUAGAUUUUAUCUCUUAUGCUUGAAAUAUUUUUUAAAGAAACUUAUUUGUCAAUUUAAACGUUAUUUUAUUUAUAUCAUUGAUUAUAUCUACCUAAAGUUAAUUUUUAUUUAAAAAAAAAUGGAAUUAUGCCUUGAUAAUGAGUUCUGUCACCUGUGGGUCGUCAAAGUCAUAGUUUUUGCAUCCUUUGUGGACACGUAAAUCGUAUCGAUCACAUAAGUGAAUGUAUAAACUAUACUUUAUACUACACAUGAUUGCAUCGCUUUCUACUUCAUUAAUAAACUUGCAUUAUGCAACAUAUAUAAUAUUUCAGACGCAAAAAUGAUAGCAUUGCAUAUCACAGAAAAACGGUGUUA